Messenger RNA from Octodon degus (degu), 1000 nucleotides. It is a transcript of the gene Thyn1, whose product is annotated as thymocyte nuclear protein 1. The record is from RefSeq and is a predicted model, not a curated record. NCBI's taxonomy places the organism in Eukaryota, Metazoa, Chordata, Mammalia, Rodentia, Octodontidae. The coding region runs from base 174 to 851 and encodes 225 amino acids. The transcript is spliced from 8 exons. Gene Ontology annotation, cellular component: nucleus.
GCCGCAGUCAGGCCUCGCGCGGUUCCCGGGCCGAGGGCCUGGCUCCGGCGCUGGGAGAGUUGCCAGCGCGUGAGACCCAAAGCACGCUCCACGCGGGAUUGGGAGUGCGGUAGACGUGCUUCGUGUAUCUCCUGAAGAUUCCAGAAUCGUCCACCCCGAGCGCUGCAGACGCCAUGCCGAGACCCCAGAAAAGGCUGGCGGGGGCCGCUGGCCCAGACAAGAAGGGGCUAUCAGUAAAACGCACUAAAACUAAGAACUCAGAUGAGACAUCAGGUCACAAGGAGAACUCCAGUCCACAGGUGACUCCAGACCUAAAAAACUGUGGACAGAAUCUAAAGAACUACUGGCUGAUGAAGUCAGAGCCCGAAAGCCGACUAGAAAAAGGUGUUGAUGUGAAGUUCAGCAUUGAGGACCUCAAAGCACAGCCCGAGCAGAUAGCCUGCUGGGAUGGUGUCCGAAACUACCAGGCUCGGAACUUCCUUAAAGCUAUGAAGCUGGACGAUGAAGCCUUCUUCUACCAUAGCAACUGCAAAGAGCCAGGCAUCGCAGGACUUACGAAGAUUGUAAAGGAGGCUUACCCAGACCACACACAGUUUCAGAAAAACAAUCCCUAUUAUGAUCCAUCCAGCAAAGAGGACAGCCCCAAGUGGUUCAUGGUGGAUGUACAGUUUGUUCGGAUAAUGAAGCGUUUCAUCUCCCUGGCUGAGCUUAAAACCUACCACCAAGCUCACAAAGCUUCUGGUGGUCCCUUGAAAAACAUGGCUCUCUUCACUCGUCAGAGACUGUCAGUUCAGUCCCUUACACAAGAGUUUGAUUUUAUUUUGAGCCUGGAAGAUAAGGAACCAAGUUAACAGAGGCACUCUUGCUGAAGACAAGCCAGUACUCCAAAGAGACAGCCUUUUAGAGGACAAAAGAAAGCUUGCGUGUAACGUCGCUGGGGACUGUUUACCUAGGUGGUUUUGAGUACUUUUUUCAAUAAAAGAUUUAAUAUUAGAAGCUG